UCUGCAAUCAGACAGAGCAGAGACUGAGGGUGAAGAGAGGACCAAAUUUGAGACAGAUCACUGCUUUUACUCAAGUCCUCAGGACACACCGGAUGUGUUUGGAGUAACAUAUCGGUCGGGCUGAAGCCCCUGUGGAGAUAAACCGCAUUUUUGUGAGGCGAAUCAUCACCUAACUCCUCCGGUUUGAAGAUGCUAGCUGGCUAGCAGAACCGGGGAUUGCCUGCUGGUUUGUUUUUCCUGCAAGAGCUCAUUCUGCUUGCAAGAUCAUUGUGACCAUGGAGGAUUACGAUUACCUCUUUAAAAUCGUGCUGAUAGGAAAUGCAGGAGUGGGCAAAACCUGCCUCGUCCGGCGCUUCACUCAGGGUCUGUUCCCACCUGGUCAAGGUGCCACGAUCGGGGUUGAUUUCAUGAUUAAAACUGUGGAAAUAAAAGGGGUGAAGGUGAAGCUCCAGAUCUGGGACACAGCGGGACAGGAGAGAUUUCGCUCCAUCACACAGAGUUACUACCGUAGUGCCAAUGCACUCAUCCUCACCUAUGACAUCACCUGUGAGGACUCGUUCCGCUGUCUCCCAGAGUGGCUGCGGGAGAUUGAGCAGUAUGCCAACAAUCAAGUGGUGACCAUCUUAGUAGGAAAUAAGAUUGACCUGGCUGAAAAGCGGGAGGUGCACAGACAGAGAGCCGAGGAGUUUGCCGAGGCCCAGAGCAUGCUCUACCUGGAGACAUCCGCCAAAGAAUCUGACAAUGUGGAAAAACUCUUCCUGGAUUUGGCCUGUGUACUGAUCCGUGAAGCUAAGCAAAACACGCUGGACAACAACGAGUCUGCGCCUAUGCCAGGAGAAGGCAAGAACAUCAAUUACCUAAGCUGCUGCAACAUUAACUAGGGACCUUAGCUGCUAAUCUGGCAAUAGGUACCUUCCUGCCCAACGGAGUGCAAAAAUUGUGGUUAUUGUUGACGUCCCCUGUGUAGAUUCCUCUUUGCCACCAAGAUUGAGGUCUUGGAUGCUUUUUAACGCAUAUGUGAACCUGGAGGUUUUUUUUUAAAUCUAUUGACUGUACCACUAGGCAUUCGAGAGGAGACGGAUGCUGCUACCGCUGAGGAGAACCCAAGUUCCAGGGUACCAGCUAGCUGGUAUAUUUAAAGGCCAGACAAUGAGUUUUCUACACUUCAGUACAACACUAAAGAUGUAUAAUCCAAUUUGCCUACUAUCGGAAUGAUAUGAGCAAAAACACACAUCUUCACCAGCAGCAGUCUUGCUGUUUAAAUAGUAGAAAAUGUGCAUUGCAUAUAAUGACGACAAAUAUGUAUUAAAAAAAAAAAGCAUUGUAGAGCAUCAUUAUGUCCCCGAUUCAAGUUCACCAUGCACUUCCACACUCCUGCUGAUGAUAAUUUAAAUGUAGAAUUUUAAGACUGUGUGGCUGGAAAUUUUAGAAAGUCUUAGUCUUGAACACUAAAGGGAGAGACGAUGUGUAUAUUAUCAGUAUAUUAUAGAUUAUCUGACAUUUUUCCUAAAAGGUAAUUCCCUAAUUAUCGCUUAAAUUUUUUUUUUGUGCACUUUUCAGCUUGUUUUAAUUUCGACUGCAUUCUAUGAAGAACUACACAGCAUAAAAUGCAUCUCCAGUAAUUUUUUUAGCAGACGUCAGGUAAAUUAUACAGGCACUUAUGAGCAAGACAUUGUUGAACUCAGCAAAUUUCAGGUUCAGUUUGACUGUAAUUCAAUACACGUUACAAAAAUAAGCACUUCUGUGCUUUUCCAAUGCACUUAAACUGUAAACGCAUUGAAUGAGGGCAUAUACCUCAUUCAUAGAAAUUAUUUACACACAAACCUUUUCCCCAAAAUACAUUGGUCCAUAUAUAAUUAGACAGUAAUAAGAUUUGACCCCCCCUGCCAUUUUUAGCUCUAUACUCCAGUACAUUGGAUAUGAAAUGAAACAAUGAUGGUUGUGUUGAUGUACAAACUGUCAGCUUUAUGAACCUUUAUUAAUAACAUGUUCCUGUUCCUUCCUAUUGACUCCCAAAGGGGGCCAAAAUUAACGGAAUGGGGUGGGUUUCCCAAAAGCAUCGUAGCACGAAGAUCAUCGUUUAAAUGGUAGAGCGAGCAUCACAAUGAACACUCUCUCUCCUAGUUAAGAUGCUCUUAGUGUUAAGAGGCUUUUGGGAAACCCACCCCUAUUAGUUACCAGUCUGGCCUGAGUUUCCCAAAAGCAUUGUAGCACAAAGAUCAUUGUUAAAUGGUAGAGCGAGCAUCACAAUGAACUCUCUCUCUCUCUCCUAGUUAAGAUGCUCUUAGCGUUAAGAGGCUUUUGGGAAACCCACCCCUGCUCAGUUGGUAUUUGGCAAGCUGUGUGUUCUUGUAUUGUUAGUUCAUGGGCAAGCAUUCAUAUUUCUGGUUUAAGGAGAUUCUAGAUGGUGGUAGUUUAGUCUGGAGUUGUUUCUCUGCUAACACACACAAAUCAGUUCAUGUAAAACAACUUAUCACAAGGCUGAAAAUUAGCGACAACCAAACAAGGUGGGUUAAAACUGUUGUGUAUAUGGAACAGAUUAAAAAGAGCAUGGUAGGCAUCAUGUAUGAAACAUGGUGGUGGUAGUGUCAUGGCUGCUAGUAGUAGAACUGCCCUGCUUAUCUCUGUUGAAGAUGUGAAUGCUAAUGGCAGCCUUUACUUACUCAGAUCCAAACAAAAUCGCAGCAUUGCCAUCUCUUUCAACAGCACAGUGACUCCAGAUAGACUGUUGAUGUAAAUAUGAACCUUUUCAGGACCUGAAACUGAUAUCAGUGGAAGCUGGACUGGUAUAAUAUUUCAUUUCUCUGAAAACCCAUUCGCAGGCAGGAAAUGAGAAUGGCUGUAACACAGGCCUAGCAGAGCAUCACUAGGGAAUAUUCCCAGUGCUUUAUCAGCUUUUUUUUUUUUCAUUGUAGACUUCAGGCAGUCAGUUGACUGCAGGAUUUCUAAGUGAGAGAUCUAUUUAUGAUCAUGGUCAUUUGUCCUAAUGAUUGUGGUACUUUUGUCUCGAUUAUUAAAAGGUCCGUAAUUACAGAGUGAUUUGAUCAGCUUAUAUCACAGCAGCUUGUUAAAUUAACUAAAUCUUAAUCAUAAUAUUAAGACAUGUUUAUAAUUUUUUUUUAAUUAUUAGGCUACAUUAAGUGUGGACACACUGAACAAAUCACUGUGAAUUAGUUGUUACAAUAGAAACUAGUGCAUUAAUAAGAAUUUUUGAUUUGUCCUGUAGCUGCAUUACUUUUCAGAGUUGUGAUGUUAGAAAUUGAAUCAACACCUUUUGACCAAUCAGUGUAGAGAAUUCAGGAGCUCUGUGGUAUGAAUUGUAAUAUUUUGCACCUGAUUUUAAGAUCUUAGUAACUGUUUCAUUACAAAUCCAAUGUGCUGGACUGAAAAGAUGCUAUACAGAUACUUUUGGGAAGGUGUAUGGAACAAACAAUAAAACUGUAGUAUACGAUAUAAUUUUAUGCACAAGUUUCUCACUACAAUACUUUUAAUAACGCAUUAGCAUUUUUGUCUUGUGGAACCUCCUUGGUAUGUCCUCGGACUCACUUCUGACACGUAGGCAUAUUGCAGUUAUAUGUUACAAUAUAAUCGAAUGGGAAACUUUGUUUAUUCAGUAAGCUUUGGUGCUGUAAUUUACUCAGUCAUGUUUCCAAGCUUUUGACAUGGAAGUGCUAUUUUAGUUAUUUCAGUCAUUUUCAGUACUUGUAUUAAAAAUGUCUGUACAAUCAGUCCUGUUAUUUGACCACAGAUACUGCAAGAUGAAGCAGAUUUUUAUGUCCACAAAAAUAUGUGAUGUUAUAAAGUACGAUUCGUUCUGUGUGUUUGUUUAAAGUGUUUGUGCAUUUUUACUUGAGUUUGAAACCGUUGAGAAGUGUACCUCCAUGUUGUCUUGACUCUAUGGUUGUUUUAUUUUGCACCUUUUAUUACAACUGUGAAUUUUUGACAAAAUUUCAGUGUUUUUACUUGGCUGCUAAAAACAUUGUUAAUUUCACUUCAAUUUGAUCCUUUUUUUUAGUGAAAUGCUUAAAGCCUUGUUUCUUUUGCUCUGUGCUAAUGAUUAAACACUUUAUUAAAGGUAGAAUGCCUUUCAACUUUUUCAAGUUUAGGUCAUAAAAUUUUUCCCUGACACCCAAUUAUUUUUGUUUAGUGGACUGAAAACUACUGAAUUCGAAUCAGACUUCCAUUUUUUUUUUAAUAGAACAAUUAAUGAAUUUAGGGCCACGUGGCCCUAAAUUCUCCACUAUAUUUUCCUGCUUCACCAUGACCCAAUUCAAGAUACUACAUCAUGCAUCACGUGGUGGGCUUUCCCUGUUCGUGCAAGGCAUUAUGGGAUACAAAUUUGAAACAGGAGAGGAAAAUGGAGGACGCGAGUGUGCGAAUGAAACAUGAAAGACCGACUACAGUAACGGAAAGUGAGAAGAAAAGACGUUAUGUUGCAAAGGAAAGGAAACGCAGGGCCAAACUAAUAAAUAUCGGCGGUCAGCGAGCACCUUGGUGUGAUCAGUUGUUCGUUUAGCGACAGAAUGAUGGAACCGUCAGCACACGGUCAACGGUAAACCUGUGCAUGCAUACACACACGGACUUCCUCUGUCUGCUUGACUGCGCGAAGUGAGCGAUUUCAUGCACAUUUGCUCGUGAAUCCCAUCAAAUUAAAUAACUUCCCAGCCACAGAAUGACCUGAUAUUUUGGGAGAUAUUUCAGAAAUAAACAUAUCACAAUGUCCAAAUUUCAGAGGGAAACUAUAUUUCACCAAUUUUAUGAAGUCGAAAGGCCGUCUAGCUUUAAAUCUUGUCUCAUCUUACAAAUCCACAAAUGACAUGUAAUCUAAUCAUGUUUAUUUCCCUGUCAAAAGCUUAGCUCCUGGUUUUGCAUUUGAAUUAGUUUAGCCGAUAUCUAUUCCUUUCAGCUGUUUACCUCUUCUUGCAAUAUUUUCUAUUAAGACACUUUUAAAAUGCUAAUCUUUUUCUAAUUUUUGUAUAUACACUAUUUUUUAAGUUUUAGGCCGUGCCAUGUACAGUAUGCUUUUUGUCCAGCUUUAUUUUACAGAAAUGUGCCAUGUUGUUGUAAUGUUGCACUGCAUAUCAGUGAGACUUUUUGUUUAAGCACUAAGCUUCAUUAUUACUAUUAUUACUAGUAUUUUAGUUUUCUUAUUCUAAUUAUCAUAUUUUUAUGGAAUUUCAUCACUUAAAAUAUACUGUGUUAAAAUAUACUCAAAAGGAUAAUUGUACUUGAUAUAAUGAGAACCUGGUAGCGUUCUUUGAGCGGCUCGUUUAUGCGCAUCACCACAAUGCUUGAGUCUUUCAUAUUGCGUGACUAUUUAAAAAGUCAGAAUAAUAAACCUGUUAUUUGUUAAUUCUGGAAAAAAAGACUCCAAAUCCACAUCUAUUAAGUUUCAUUUAUUUUGAGAUUUUAUUUUAGACAGUUGUGUUAACAUGUGUUUUGUUCUUUCUCACACUGCAGGUAAAUAUACAAACUUCACACAAUUAAAUAUAAAGUUGUGACACUAGA
Molecule: messenger RNA, 5508 nt
Organism: Neoarius graeffei (lesser salmon catfish)
Lineage: Eukaryota; Metazoa; Chordata; Actinopteri; Siluriformes; Ariidae
Gene: rab30
Product: RAB30, member RAS oncogene family
Exons: 5
Coding region: 276-881 (201 amino acids)
Biological process (GO): Rab protein signal transduction
Cellular component (GO): trans-Golgi network
Molecular function (GO): GTPase activity; GTP binding
Source: RefSeq, a predicted model, not a curated record